CAUAUUGCCCUCUUGCCCAGGUGUGAAGAAGAGGUCCUUCUGCUGUGUGUCCUCAAAGUCACUGUGGUGUCCUGGCUUGUGUUUUAUUUGGUUAUUUGCACAAACUUCAUCAUGGUUGGCUAUACGGCGGACGAGAAACUCCGCGUUGACCAACUAGUCGCGUUAAGAAGGAAAUGGCUGAAAGACCAAGAAUUAACUGCAAGAGAGCCUGUUGUUGAGCCUAAACCCCUCGGCCGCAUCCAGAAAUUCUGGGCAGGAUUUUUGGAGCCCAAGAGCCUGUGGAGGCUAUAUACGUUCAAAGCUUACAACGCGGGUGCAUUCGCCCUUACACGAGUGCUGAUCCCUGCUUGGAUUGUUCACUACUAUGCGAAAUACCACCUUGGUGAACUGCCCUUCAGUAUGGUUGCAUUGAAGCCCAGACUGUUUCCGGGUGACACUAUUUUGGAGACUGGAGAGGUUGUGCCUCCCCUCCCUGAAGCUGACGGCCAUGGACAUCAUUGAAAAGCCCCAAAUGUCAACAAAACCAUGUACAUAGAUUUGUCAUUAAAGAUAGACCAAUUAUCUCUUCAA
Engraulis encrasicolus (European anchovy) is the source of this 570-nucleotide messenger RNA. It is a transcript of the gene ndufb6, whose product is annotated as NADH:ubiquinone oxidoreductase subunit B. Gene Ontology annotation, biological process: mitochondrial electron transport, NADH to ubiquinone; mitochondrial ATP synthesis coupled electron transport. The record is from RefSeq and is a predicted model, not a curated record. The transcript is spliced from 4 exons. Lineage: Eukaryota; Metazoa; Chordata; Actinopteri; Clupeiformes; Engraulidae. Bases 112 to 501 code for a protein of 129 amino acids.